GUUGCGGGCUCUGAGGCGGCGGCGGCACCGCGGGGCGGGAGCGGCUCCGGCGCGGCGGCAGCGGCGGCACCGGGCACGACGGCACCAUGGACGACUUGGACGCCUUACUGGCAGACCUGGAAUCAACCACCUCGCAUAUCUCCAAACGACCGGUAUUUCUCACGGAGGAAACUCCUUACUCCUACCCAACUGGAAACCACACGUACCAGGAGAUUGCUGUGCCACCCCCGGUUCCCCCGCCACCUUCCAGUGAUGCCCUGAAUGGCACCGUGAUCGACCCCUUAGACCAGUGGCAACCCAACACCCCCAGAUACGGCCACCAGCAGCCUCAGCCCCAGUCUCCUAUAUACAGCUCUAGUGCCAAAAGCUCCAGUGCCUCUGUUCCUAGAGACGGGCUCAACUCUCCUACUCCCCGUGCCAGUGAAGAGGAACACGUCUACAGUUUCCCAAACAAGCAGAAGUCUGCGGAACCAUCUCCCACAAUGACCAGCUCCUCUCUGGGCAGCAAUCUCUCAGAAUUGGACAGACUCCUUCUGGAACUGAAUGCUGUUCAACAGACUCCUGCCAGUGGCUUCACAGCAGAUGAGGCUGGCAGAAGCCCGUCACUGCCCAGUGUGGCUGGCCCUCACUAUGUUGUCCCAGAGAGCAGCAGCUCAGGGGGAGGGAAGGCUGCACCCCCAACAAAAGAAAAGCCAAAGCGAAAUGGUGCACGUGGGAUUGAAGACGUGCGUCCCAGUGUGGAGAGUCUGCUGGAUGAGCUGGAGAGCUCCGUGCCAAGUCCAGUGCCUGCAAUCACUGUGAGCCAGGGCGAGGUGAGCAGCCCCCAGCGUGUCACCGCCAGUCAGCAGCAGACCCGAAUUUCUGCUUCUUCAGCUACACGAGAACUGGAUGAGCUGAUGGCAUCUCUCUCUGACUUCAAGUUCAUGGCACAGGGAAAAGCCGGGAGCAGCUCCCCUCCAUCCACAGCCUCCAAGCCUGGCAGUCAGCUGGAUACCAUGCUGGGAAGUCUUCAGUCGGACCUGAAUAAACUGGGUGUAGCUACAGUUGCCAAAGGUGUCUGUGGAGCCUGCAAGAAGCCUAUUGCUGGGCAGGUAGUUACAGCCAUGGGGAAAACCUGGCACCCUGAGCACUUUGUCUGCACCCACUGCCAAGAGGAGAUCGGGUCUCGGAACUUCUUUGAACGGGAUGGGCAGCCCUACUGCGAGAAGGACUAUCACAACCUCUUCUCUCCUCGCUGCUACUACUGCAACGGGCCCAUCCUUGAUAAAGUGGUGACGGCUUUGGACAGGACAUGGCACCCUGAACACUUUUUCUGUGCUCAGUGUGGAGCUUUCUUUGGACCUGAAGGAUUUCAUGAGAAGGAUGGCAAAGCCUAUUGCCGCAAGGACUACUUUGAUAUGUUUGCUCCUAAGUGUGGAGGCUGCGCCCGGGCUAUCCUGGAGAACUACAUCUCUGCCUUGAACACCUUGUGGCACCCCGAGUGCUUUGUCUGUCGGGAAUGUUUCACCCCGUUUGUCAAUGGCAGCUUCUUCGAGCACGACGGGCAGCCCUACUGCGAGGUGCAUUACCAUGAGCGCCGCGGCUCGCUCUGCUCCGGCUGCCAGAAGCCCAUCACAGGACGCUGCAUCACUGCUAUGGGCAAGAAAUUCCACCCAGAACACUUUGUCUGUGCCUUCUGCCUCAAGCAGCUCAACAAAGGAACCUUCAAAGAGCAGAACGACAAGCCCUACUGCCAGAACUGCUUCCUCAAGCUCUUCUGUUAGAGGCACUAUAGAUGGGCGCUCAAGCAUCUUUCUGCCACCCCCUUGGCAGUUCUGUCUCUCUGAACAUUACUGUGAUUUAGGAACCUUACCAGGCAGGGGAGGAGGGGGGUGGGGGGUGGGAAGUGCUGCUAUGGAGAGGCAGUAGAUCCAGAGAUGAGAUGGACCAUUAAACUGGAAACGCCCUUGCUGUGUCUCAGAAGAGAGAGGCUGACAUCCCUCAUUACGGUGUGUGUGUGUCUGUGUGUGUGACUGAUAGCUGAGCUUAGCUCGAGGGCUCUAACAGGGAGAUUUUUCCCAGCCCCCUCCUGGCAGCAGGAGGCUUUGCCAGUACAUUUCAGCCUCUGUCAGCUCUCUGAGCAAAUGGUGACACUUGCAGACAACACAACCCUCUGCUUUGACACCUCAUUCUCUGGCUUUUGCCUGCACAGCGAGGCCACCCUGUGACUUUAGUGCCACCCUGGCUCUCCUCACAGAGUUACAUGGUGUGUGUGACUUGCUGAGACUAGAGCAUCCAGCACAGGCAGCCAGGACCCUGCAAGGGUCUCUCCAGUUCCAUUACACUGUAAGGAGAUAAUACCACUUACUCUUUUUUUAAUUAAGAGGAAUCAAGAUGUUACUGUGUGGGGUGAUUUUCUUUUUUUCCCUAGUUUGUUACUCCCUUUCUCAAUGCCUUUUCUCAGCAUACUGGAGCAGGAGGUGGGGUAAGCCCCAACCAUCCCUCAGCACUGUUGUGCUCUCCUGUGGGGACGUGCUGUGCCAGGCAGCUCCAUAGGCACCCAGGCCAGCUCAGGGAAUCUGCUCCCCUCACCUGCUGCUCCUGGGAGAGGAAGAGGCAUCACCCCUUGUUUAAACACAGGUGCAGAGAGGUUAGAACAGCCUUUUUCAUCCAACCCUGUCAUGAGCGAGUGUGACGCGUGUGUGUUUGUCUGGUCUGAAACUCUCCCAUCUAUCAGGGCCUGAAUCUAUCACAAGAGUGACGAGAAGGAAGGGUUUAAGAAGCCAGAAAAAAAAAAAAUUCCUAAAUUUAUAUCCUUUCUUCUUCCAGUUUGUUAAUGAGACUUAUCAGCCCCUUGGUGUUUCCUUUUCUGUGCUCUUGUUAAACAUGUUCUACUGAGAGAUGCUACAGCAAUAACCUUUUAUAUUGACUGUUACUGGUAUAAUGAGUCCUGGGGGUCAGGUGUGCACGACACACUUGGAGUUUUACUAUCAAAAUGAAUACUGUAUCCUGUCUUUGAUAAGAACUGUAGAUUUCUACACUGAUUUUGAAUUCAUAUCUAAUUUACUUUUAAUCCUCUUAUACAGAAAUUGGUUUUGAAGUGAUUUUAAAAAAGCAACUUUUAUAUCAAGCUAUGCUGUUCUAGGCAGUGUGCCAGUUGUGCUGGCUUACUGCAUCUGUAAUCUCAAUGCUUUAUUAAGCCUAACUAA
Lonchura striata (white-rumped munia) is the source of this 3188-nucleotide messenger RNA. It is a transcript of the gene PXN, whose product is annotated as paxillin. Lineage: Eukaryota; Metazoa; Chordata; Aves; Passeriformes; Estrildidae. The record is from RefSeq and is a predicted model, not a curated record. Gene Ontology annotation, biological process: endothelial cell migration; transforming growth factor beta receptor signaling pathway; substrate adhesion-dependent cell spreading.